CUUACUGUAGAGGAAGAGAAAGCUCUCGUCGCGUUCUUGCUACUAAUGUCUAGUUUUGAUCAACCUGUCUGCAUCAAGUAUAUACCAACGCUAGCCUUCAGUAUUGCCCGUCGUCGAUCCCCUGCGAGUAGAUCGAAUAAGCCCCCCGGAAAGAACUGGGCUCAAGCCUUCGGGAAACGACAUCCUGAGCUUAAAGCGAGAAGAGUCAAGUCGAUACACUGGAAACGCCACGCGAUACACAUAUAUAACUAG
Messenger RNA from Macroventuria anomochaeta, 252 nucleotides. RefSeq lists its product as uncharacterized. The record is from RefSeq and is a predicted model, not a curated record. The transcript has a single exon. Lineage: Eukaryota; Fungi; Ascomycota; Dothideomycetes; Pleosporales; Didymellaceae. The annotation marks the transcript as partial.